Pediculus humanus corporis (human body louse) is the source of this 3723-nucleotide messenger RNA. RefSeq names its product mediator of replication checkpoint protein, putative. NCBI's taxonomy places the organism in Eukaryota, Metazoa, Arthropoda, Insecta, Psocodea, Pediculidae. The transcript is spliced from 3 exons. Bases 1 to 3723 code for a protein of 1240 amino acids. The record is from RefSeq and is a predicted model, not a curated record.
AUGCGUCACAUUCAUAUCAAGCCAAAUAUCAACAGCAGCAGCAGCAGUAACAAAAGCAAUGUCAGUAGCAGCGGUGGUUCGAGUAGUAGCAGUUCGAAACAAUUGACUAGUAUCACGCAGAAAUCUGGGAGCGGCGGCGGCGGCGGCGGCGGAGGUGGCGGCUCUGCAAAAAGAAUUCAAAGUGAUACGGUUAAUAAAACGUCGCAAAAAAAAAAGAAACAGAAAGAGAAAAAUUUGACGAAGGUGAAGUGUUUAAAGGUGAAAAAAUACGUUAAAAAAUCAUCGGACAAAGGAAACAAAUCGGAAAAGGGAAAGAAAAAAAAAUACAAAUGUAAUGUCGUGACGAAAAAAACGAGCAGCGUGACCGUCGUGAAAAAAAUCAAAAAACCAAAUGAAAAAUUGAAAAAAUUAAAAUUGAAAACGAAUAAAAAAACUACUGCUGGUGGUGGUAGCGGUGGUGGCGGUGGCGGUGUUGUUCCUCCUUCUUCAUCUAAGAAAACCGUGAAAAAGUGUGGUAAAGUGUCGGAUAACGAUGGUCCUCCGACGUUGUGCGAGACUUUCAGUCGAAUCACGACAAUGGUCGCGGAAACUGUCAUAAAUGAAAAAGAAAAUCAAAGAUUGACGGAGAGUUUGAUGGGAAAAGUCAAAAGGGAAUUGGACGGUUCGAAUUCGUCGAAAAGCAAAGGAGGAGAAACGAGUUCGUCGGUCGAAGUGACGAAAUCUAAAAAAUCCGCGUCGACCGAAACCGAAGCGUCGAAAAUAAAAGUAUCGAGCAAAAAGGGAGGAGACCCGGUUAAAAAAUUAAAAGGAGGAUGGAAAAAGACUAAAAUAAAAAAAAUGAAAAGCGAACCGAAAAAGAACAAGAGCGUAAAUAAUAACAAUAAUAAUAAUAAUAAUAAUAAUAAUAAUAAUAAUAGUAAAAAAACGAGUGAAAAACCAACUUUGGACCAUACGGAAAAUUUAAUCAAAGUAUUGAAAGAUGAAGAAAUUUCACUCGCUUUCGGAAAAGGGAUCGGAACGCGGAGAAAAUCCACGGCGGGAUCCACGGACACGGAACACAAAUCCGAAAAUCCAGACUCGGGUAAAACCAAAACGGAAAUGACGAGUCAAAAAUCGGAAAAAUCGAAAAAAAAAAUGACGGGAAAAACGUUGAUGAAAAAAACGACGGCCGUCGUUAAAAAGGAAAAGGCAAAAUCGAAAAUGACGGAAACGCAAUCGUCGAAAAAAUCCAACGAAGAUGGGAAAAAGAGUUCGGACAAGAGUAAUAAAGAUGAUCAGUCGUCGACGUCGAAGGAAAACGUUCAUAAAAGUUCGGCGACGAAAAAAGAUUCAAUUAAAACGAAGUUGCCUUUAAAAAAGAAAACUGUCGGAAAAGUCAUGCAAAGUCAUGCGAAGAAAAAAGUUUCACUCAAAGGUGCCAAAUCUCCCAAAUCGAAACAAAUCGGAUCAGAAACGGACGGUUCUAAUUCCGACGAAUUGACUCUCAACAUACUUCAAAAGAAAACGAAAAAAUCAAAAUUGGAUGCCGAGUCGAACGGUAAAGGAGUCAAAUUCGAAAAUGAAAAUAGGAUUAAGAUCGAAGACAAAAGCGACGAUUCGGAAAAGAUUUCCAAAAGUAAAAAAGUGAGUAAAGUUAAAAAAGAAGAAAAGGGUGAAAAUUCGAAUAGUUUUUAUAAAAAAAAUGUAGAAGGAUCCGCUGGGAGAGACAAAAAAAUCGUCAUAAAAGAAACAGAAGAGUCCGACACAGAUGAAGACAUGGAAUUGAAAAGGAUAAUGGCUAAGAAACUUGGAAGGAGCAUCAAAACCAUGCCCGAUGCGAAAAAGAAAAAAUCCGAUACGCCGGGAAAAACGAGUCACGAUCCCGAACAGAGAGCCAAAAGGUUGAGACUUUUCGGAUUUUGGAGCGGGCCCAAAAGGCACAGAGUUGCGAGUCUUAACGCUUUGGCAAAAGUUCAUUGCUUGUACGAGAACGAGAGCAAAGGUGUUUUGGCCGAAAUCGAAAAAUUGGCGCAAGUCAUGAAACCGGAUGAGAAAAAAGGAGAUAAAAAAGAUGGGAAAUCGGACAAGAAAGGAAUGACCGGAAGGAAAUCAUCGGGAAAAGAUUCCGAGAGUGAGAAAAUCGACGGCGUCGUGGUGAAUAAGAGAAUUCUGAGAGGAACGCCCGGAACUAGGGGAGCCGGAAAACAUUGGGAUAUGUUCGCGGGUGAUUCGACGACUUCUCUGUCGUCGGUUUCGUCAGACGAAAGUCACAGCGACACGGAUAAACCGAAAGAAAAGAAAUUGCCCCUUCAGCCGAGCUACCGUCAAAAAAUGUUGAAAAAAGAAAGCGAGAACAAGCGAGACAAUUCCAAAACUCGAAAACGUCGGAGAAACAAUGAAAUCGGCCUCACGAUGGAUUUAAAAGACAUGGUCGUGAGAAAGAGGAUGGCGAGUUUAAACGCAUCGGCCAUACUCGCAGCCAGUUAUUCGACGGAAAAAAGAUCCGGUAGAAAAGACAGUUCGGGAACUUCGACGGAAGACGCGUCGUCGUCGAACGAAGACAGCUACCGAUAUUCCACGGACGAGAGAGAAAGUGCCGGAACCGGAAAAAGCACGAGUAAAAAAUCAACGGAAUCGGAUAAGCAAGGAGAAGGGAAAAACAAAGAAUCGGAAUCGGGGACUCCGACCGAAUGCGUCGAGUACAGGCACAAGAAACAUUUUUGGAAAACGAAAGUCGAAAGUCUCAAGAAAACAUCGAAGGAAAAGAGAAACAGUCCGAGUCCCAUACUCGCGGAAUUCGCAUUGGAAAAAGAUUUGUCGACGAAAGUUUUCGAAAAGGAAAAAAAUGACGAGAUAAACGUGGAUAAAGAAAAGGAUAAAGUCGGAAAAUUGGGAUAUCCGCCGAAAAAAUUCAUCGACGGAAAAUUAAAGGGUAAAACGGGAGAUGGAAAGUAUAAAAGCGAAACGAUCGAAUUGAUGUGCGGAAAAGACGAUAAGAAAAAAUAUUUGAAAAGAAAAUUUUGCGAGGAAAACAUGAAAAACAUAAACAUUGAAAAAAUGAGCAGCGGAGGAAAGGAAAAGACUGACGAAUACGAGUAUAAAAGUGAUUCCGAUAACGGUCAAAGGAAAUUAAUAGAACUCAGAAACACGGGGGGUUCGAAUAAGAAAGUUGCCGUCAUAGUAAACCAAGACACGGACGUCACGAUAACGGGCGUGUACGUCAACAGCACUCGGAGCACUCAUCACGAGGGAUUCUGCAGCAUUGCCGGAAUGCAAUACAGGAUAUCGAGCACGAGUCACACGCAAACGGAAGCGACGGCCGUUCUCAAAACGAGUACGGCUUCCGAACAGACGCCUCCGCCGACGGAGCCCACGAACUGUUCAUCGCCGAGAAUUCAAAAAUCCUACACUCCGCUGUCGGCUCUGUCGAACAUGCAACCCCCGGCUGGAGCUCCGCCUCACACGCAUUUGCCUCCUCCCCCGCAUCAUCACCAUCAUUUGUGCGGAAUCGGACAACAUCGUCCGCCUCCGGAUCAUUACAUGAGCCACGGUUCGAUUUCUCACCAAAGACCCAUGUCAAUAUUGAGCAGACGACACGGAUGUUCGAGCGCUUUCACGGCUCCUCACUGUUCGUCACAUCCCGCACCGGGUGGUUCUUUAUCUCCGGCAUCGGACGGCGAAGGAUUCGGAUCUCCACUUCCGUCUCACGAGCGAUUGACCCGUGCCGUGAGAAAUCCUUUUUAA